GUCACGUGGCACACUCGCGAACAACUACGGGAACAGAGUGAAGAAGCAAAGAUAAUUUCGCGGUGGCCGUUAAAAGAGAGAGAUAAUAGAGCAAAAUGGCAGCGACGGCGACGGCGACCGGAGUAUUGAAGAUCGGCGUUCCGGCACCAGCUCCAGCUCCAGCUCCGCCUCCGUUAAAGGCAAAAUCAGGAAGGCAUCCAACGAAUUUUGCAAGCCUCACAAUGCGCUAUCCAAAUUACUUUCUCAAUACGCGGAUGAAAUUUCCUGCCGUUCGAGCACUUGGACAAGGAGGGAAUCCGAGCGGCGACGACGACAACGACGCCGGCGGUUUCAUCAAUCAGGUUCCAUAGCAGGGGGAUUUGGAAUAAAGUAUGGAAGCAUAAUAUUUCCAGAGAUAACCAAACCCAACAUUGUACAAGCACUUAUCAUGAUAUCAACUCCUGUGGUUGUAGCAAUAUGGCUUUUGAUCAAGCAAAGUCGUGAAGAGACACAAAGCUAACGAUCCACUGUCGUUUUUACAAGAUGAUGAAAGGAUUUUAACCAUCCAAAAAUUUGUAAAAGAAAAAAAAGUUAGAACUUGUAAAAGCACUAGAAAUUGAAAACAGAUGAAACACUUUAUAUUUUUGUGUUGCUCGAUAAGAUGCCUUACACUAUUCAUAUUGCUCGGACUGUCAAUAUUUGAUUGAUUAUCAGUUGAAUAAAUUACAAGUUUAGUUUUUAAAA
Messenger RNA from Cucumis sativus (cucumber), 723 nucleotides. RefSeq lists its product as uncharacterized. The record is from RefSeq and is a predicted model, not a curated record. Bases 96 to 350 code for a protein of 84 amino acids. NCBI's taxonomy places the organism in Eukaryota, Viridiplantae, Streptophyta, Magnoliopsida, Cucurbitales, Cucurbitaceae. Gene Ontology annotation, cellular component: chloroplast. The transcript has 2 exons.